AUGAAGAAUCAAACAGUAGUAGCUGAAUUCAUUCUUUUGGGAAUACCCCACACUGAAGGGCUAGAGACUGAGCUCUUUAUCCUGUUUCUGACUUUCUACCUCUUCACUCUGCUGGGGAAUCUGCUCAUCCUCAUUGCCAUCAUUUCUUCUUCCCAGCUUCACACUCCCAUGUAUUUUUUCCUGGCAAACCUAUCUGUGUUUGACAUAUUUUUUCCUUCAGUGAGUUCUCCUAAAAUGUUGCUCUACCUCAUGGGAAAUAGCCAUGCUAUCUCUUUUCAGGGUUGUGCAUCCCAAAUAUUCUUUUAUCAUUGCUUGGGAGGGACUGAGUGCUUUCUCUAUACUGUGAUGGCAUAUGACCGCUUUGUAGCCAUCUGCCACCCACUGAGGUAUAAACUCAUUAUGAAUCAUAAGGUAUGCAUUAUCCUCACCAUAGGCACUUGGCUGGGGGGCUGUCUUCAUUCAUUUAUCCUUACAUUUCUCACUUUCAGAUUACCCUACUGUGGUCCCAAUAAGGUAAACUAUUUCUUCUGUGACAUCCCCAUAGUAUUGCCCUUGGCUUGUGCAGACACUUCUCUAGUUCAAAUGGUGAGUUUCACCAAUGUUGGCCUCAUGCCUCUUAUAUGUUUCCUAUUUAUUUUUAUUUCCUACAUUCGCAUAGUGCUCUCCAUAUUGAAAAUCUGUUCAUCAGAGGGGAGGCGCCGAGCCUUCUCCACUUGCAGUGCCCACCUGACCUCUAUCCUCUUGUUCUAUGGGCCUGUAAUCCUUAUUUAUCUUGGACCUGCUUCUACUCCUUGGCUUGGCUCUGUGAUCCAAGUGCUGAAUAAUAUUGUUACCCCUUCUCUCAACCCUUUGAUAUAUAGCCUGCGAAACAAGGAUGUUAAAUUAGCCCUGAGAAAAGUUUUGUACCAGUUGGCAAACAUUUCAGGACUUUAA
This is a messenger RNA of Sarcophilus harrisii (Tasmanian devil), 933 nucleotides long. Its product is annotated as olfactory receptor 149-like. The transcript has a single exon. Gene Ontology annotation, cellular component: membrane. Bases 1 to 933 code for a protein of 310 amino acids. Gene Ontology annotation, biological process: G protein-coupled receptor signaling pathway. NCBI's taxonomy places the organism in Eukaryota, Metazoa, Chordata, Mammalia, Dasyuromorphia, Dasyuridae. The record is from RefSeq and is a predicted model, not a curated record. Gene Ontology annotation, molecular function: G protein-coupled receptor activity; olfactory receptor activity.